AUGAAUUCAACAUCUUCAAAUAAUCAUCUCACCGGAUCUCCUGACCCUGAAGUAUCCUCGGAGUACAGCUCAGAUGUAUCUGAAUCAACAUACUCCGGUGACAAAUACUCAAGCAGCCACGGCCAUGUCGAUGAAGACUCUGAAGACUCCAGCGAGUCGGAGGCUAAGGUUAAAGACUUGCCUGGGAUCCUCAGCGACCCGAAAUCGGGUCACACCCAUGGCUUGAAAGAAUGGUUUCUUCCACACAACAUGGGUGGAUUUGAGACCUUCAUUGACCAUGAUUGUAUCUUGGACAAUGAUGGGUACCCACUAUACCCAAACGGUCAGACUACGUUUGUCAAGAUGCCAAGUCAAAUAAUCCUCAACUUUGGAACUGUUGGAUUCACAAAGCGGACAUCUUCCGAGACCCCCAAGGAUGGUGUUUGGAAAGUCUCCCGAAUUUACUGCUUUGGAGUUCUUGUUUGCGACGAGCACCAGUGCAAAUGGGCAGGGAGUCCACCCACCGGAACCAAUCAAAUCAAGCUAUAUCUACAAAACAAUCCUCAAUGUAAGGGUCAAGCUGGUACCUGCCCAGGCAAUGUCCAACAUCAACGUUGUGAUGGUACCAUGACCCGUGUUGAUAUCAAUACCAAGACAGGCUGGGGAUUGAUGAGACACAAAGGCAUCCACAACCAUCCAUGGCCCGAAGCAAAAAAACCAGAUCCCCUCUCGAAAGCCGCAUUCAAAGCCGAGGUGAUGAAAAACCCCAAGGCCGGUGCCUUCAAGCUGAAGAUUGGACAGCCUGGGCAGGAUGCCGCGGAGGGAGCGGCUUCAAUUCAUCCAUCAUUAGUCAACAGCGAUCGAGUGCAAUACUACCAAAAACUGGUACUUACCGAGAUGGGCUAUGUUCCCGAAAGACAUGGUGCUGGUGUUGGAGACAAGUUCAUCACUGACAUGUUUCAUUGGAACGAGCGCGGCCUGAGGAUAAUCUCGUGCUCCUUCAUGGAAGGGGAGGAACACUUCACCUUCCAGACCAAGUGGAUGGCUGAAAGGAUACUUGCUCGGGGGAAAGAUCGUGAGGUUUACACAGGAGGCUUACUUUCAGACGUCACCUACCGGUUCUUUGAAAACGGAUACCUCCUGACCACGUCAAUGUUUUGCGAACAAAUUGCACGAUGGAUACCGGUACAACUUACAUGGAUUCGGGGACUGGCUGAAAAUUAUUAUAGGAUUCACUUUGCCACCCUCUUCCGGCAAUUUAUGAUUUCAUCCUUCCUUCCUUCUGAAUGUGAAACCCUGGCGCGACAGGUAGUCGACUUCUCAAUGGCACAGAAGGAGGGCUUUGUUGGGGCGUUUAUGGAGGUUUUUGGCGAGGCAGACAGGAGUAGAGCUCUCCGGAAUCUCAAAGGUUGCCAUGAACAUUUCCGGGCUCAGAUUACUCGGGUUAGACGCAAUCGAACUAUUGUUGCCGCUGGUGAAGAGGCAAACUUUGAACAGAUGUGCACGGCAUUAUUGGAGCGGUCUGAGCCGGGAGGAAAAAGCCACGAAGACAAAAUAGAUGAGCUUCGUCGUCGCUUUCCCAAAGCUAAACGGUGGCUUGACUGGUGGACCGCCUCGGAUGUUGAAGCCAUGUUGUUCCCCUCACGGUGCCCCUUGUUCGAAGAUUCUCCUGAGGGAGAAGAUAAGCUACCCAAUACAACCAAUGCACAAGAGAGUAUGCACAGGCUGUACUACAUGAUCAGCUCCGGGAAAAAGUCUAUGCUCCUCAGCAUGGUGGAACUAUUUGCUUUCGUAAAGGUUCUUGAGGAAGACUAUGGUGCUGUUAUGCGAGGUGUCUCAAUCGAGUACGGAUCUCAGACAAAAUGCCAAAACAAUGUUGCACAAUCCAUGGGAUGGCCUAAACCCAAAAAACGCAAACGUCAUACUUACAUCAACGACGGGCGGGCCCCAGACACUACGGAGGCACUCACUCUUGCUGAGGAUUCUAACUCUAACAAGCGGUCAAAGAAGCUUGGACGGCCAAAGGGAUCCACCAACAUCGACCGAAACCCAUUCACGAGAUAUCCAGGCUAUUCAGCUUCUAAAGAUCCUCAGCGACGGAACCGUUGUUGGAUGGCAACAGCAAUGGAAGCUCUCUAUGCGCUUUACAAUCCUCUGUGGCUUCAAGGAACAAACGGCACCGGUAAAGACAUGUUCAGUGCCUUAUGCCAUCACUUCAACUCUCGAAUCACAUAUGACCUCACUGAAGCUGGUCAGAUACGCUCAGUGCUCUCCAAAGGGCAGACCAAACUCUUCAACCUAGCAUACAAUCAAUACCCGGGGUCGUUUGUUCCCGGUCGAUUUGCAUCAUGUGAUUUAUUCCUCGAGAUACUCUUGGACACCGAGAAGAAUUCCUCUUGGGCGCUUAGGGGACUCUUUACGGUAGAAGAAACUCGUACUUACACAUGUGCCAAACACCCAGACUACCAACAUGAAAAGCACAAUAAACCAAGGGAAAAAUAUAUUGUGACAAUCAAGAAAGAUUUUUUCAACGAUAACAAUGUAGCUUCGAGCGAUGUGACUGGGCUCAUCAAACUCUGGACUUCAUCAAGAGGGAUCACCGUCCAUCCCGGACUACACUGUCGAAACUGCACCGCUGGGACCAAAAGAAAAUCAGACACAUCAUCUAACAAUCCUGAACCGCUCACUUCAACCUUUCGCCUAUCCUUUCCAGCUGGCAGGUCACCUCCUCAUUUGUAUUUCUUUCUGGAGGUCACUUCGAUUUUUGGCGAUGCUCAGCAGCGCACAUUUAUGGCUGUCCAGGAUUGGCCCGCCAAAUUGAAUGUUGGGGGAGAAAUUUACACACUGAUCUCUUGUGGAUACUGGACUGGAGAUCACUAUCGAUGCAAGGUGGUCAAGAACGUGGGGGGUUCAGUUGGUGUCUGGUUGCAUGAUGAUCAAGAAAACCAAGGUAAUGCCCGACUGCGUAGUGGGCCCUUUUUUGCGGCCCACACGCGUAGCGUUAGCGGUGUCGUGGCGGAAUUCCGCUACGCUACGCUUAACGCUAACGGGAAUUCCGCUACGUUACGCUACACUAACCGCUACGUCUCAGAUAAAAAAAUCACAGCCGAUAAUCCAGGAGCCAAGCGACCACCCCCGUUCGUACACUUUCGGAGCCUCCUGAGCGCUGCAAAUUCAUUCACCGGAGAAGAUCAAAGCCCAAUCAAACCAUUGAAGAUUGCGGAACGGUCACCAAGCUUUGGAUUGGACUCAACAUGUUUGCCAUUUAAUAACCCGCGUGAGGCCGUAUCAAUUUCACCGCCACCACCAUCAAGAAAAAAAAAGCCUACUGCCCCUAAAGGGCCAAAGAAGCCCCCAAAGCCACCUGCAAAAGGAGAAAAUCAGCCCCCGAAGCCACCUGCAAAAGGACAAAAGCAGCCCCCAAAGCCACAUGCGAAAACGCCAAGGCAGCCCCUGAAGCCAAAGAUAUUGAAAAAGAGCGGAAGCGGAUCAACAAACGAGAUCCCAUGGGACCAAAUGUUGGCUUGUCAACAGGCCCACUAUGAAAAGGACAGUGAGCGCCGAGCCAAAGAAAUGAGUGAGUUAGCAAAAAAAUGCCCUGGAUUUGCAUCAAACUACCUCAACUUGAAAGGUCUCGGUGGCUCGACAGCAUCCCUAUCCUCCUCGGCCCCUGAGGCUAGGGUCACUACAGCUCAUCAAACCAAACUUCCUCGCCGCCUGCAAUCUUCACCUACGAUGCCAUCUGGAUAUGCGCUGGACAAUCUGGCACCAGCGGCUCCUGCACAACCCCAGAAAUUGCUGGAGCCUACUCGCCGCCGUAGUUCACGCAAAAGUGCUGGAGUACUGGUGCCAAGAAAUUAG
Molecule: messenger RNA, 3840 nt
Organism: Puccinia graminis f. sp. tritici CRL 75-36-700-3
Lineage: Eukaryota; Fungi; Basidiomycota; Pucciniomycetes; Pucciniales; Pucciniaceae
Exons: 8
Coding region: 1-3840 (1279 amino acids)
Source: RefSeq, a predicted model, not a curated record